UUUCCCUCUUUCAUUACUUACAAACAAACUUAUCGUUGCAAUUUGUUAGCGAGAAGGAAAAGGGCAAAGGUCGAGAGAAGAAAGGCAAAAUUUUCUGGUUAUGGCGGUUGUUGCAGGACUCGCAAUGACGUCUUCGUUUGUUAUGGUGAACUUUGAGCGCAACCCUUCGGCUCCAACUACUGGGAAACUCUGCGGUGCGAACGGAACCCACCCAUCGGCGGAGAAAAUGGGUUCGAGACUUACGGGCGUGAAAGCCCAGUUCGGUUCUUUCAAGACCGGCGGUGCUGGUGUUUUGGAACGACCCAGUUUCGAUCAAUCCCAGUUUGACCCUUCUACACAAGUUCUUGAAGGUGGUGAUAUCGGGCGCUCGACAGAUAGAAAACGUACUGGCAACGGAGACAGUUAUAGAGUUUUGCUGGUUGACGAUGCUCAACAUUCAGAAAAAUUAGUUGCGAAGGUUUUGCCCCGAGCUGUUCCCUCCGUUACACCAGAAGAUGCAAGAAAACUGUUUCAUGAAUCUCGUGAAAAUGGGGUGGCAAUCGUGAUUGUCACAGUAAAGGAGCAUGCUGAAUUCUAUUCGGAAAUGAUGGUUCGAGGGGGAUUACGAUCUAUUAUCGAGCCGGGUUCAAGUGAAGUGUAAAGUGGUUGCAGACAUUAUAUCGUAUGAACUGCAACAAGCAAAGACUUUGCUGCGACAAUUUUGGAGAAUGUUGAAUUGUAGACCCUGAUAUUAAACUG
Hibiscus syriacus is the source of this 738-nucleotide messenger RNA. RefSeq names its product ATP-dependent Clp protease adapter protein CLPS2, chloroplastic-like. Bases 101 to 640 code for a protein of 179 amino acids. Gene Ontology annotation, biological process: proteolysis; protein catabolic process. The record is from RefSeq and is a predicted model, not a curated record. NCBI's taxonomy places the organism in Eukaryota, Viridiplantae, Streptophyta, Magnoliopsida, Malvales, Malvaceae. The transcript has 4 exons.